CUGGUUCCAGAUAAGAUUGAAGAUGAGUUGGAGAUGACCAUGGUUUGCCAUCGGCCUGAGGGGCUGGAGCAGCUUGAGGCCCAGACCAACUUCACCAAGAGGGAACUUCAAGUCCUUUAUCGAGGCUUCAAAAACGAGUGCCCCAGCGGUGUGGUCAACGAGGAAACCUUCAAGCAGAUCUACGCUCAGUUUUUCCCUCAUGGAGAUGCCAGCACAUAUGCCCAUUACCUCUUCCAUGCCUUCGACACCACCCAGACAGGCUCCGUGAAGUUCGAGGACUUUGUAACCGCUCUGUCGAUUUUAUUGAGAGGAACUGUUCAUGAGAAACUAAGGUGGACAUUUAAUUUGUAUGACAUCAAUAAAGAUGGAUACAUAAACAAAGAGGAGAUGAUGGACAUUGUCAAAGCCAUCUAUGACAUGAUGGGGAAAUACACAUAUCCUGUGCUCAAAGAAGAUACUCCAAGGCAGCACGUGGACGUCUUCUUCCAAAAAAUGGACAAAAAUAAAGACGGCAUUGUGACUUUAGACGAAUUUCUCGAAUCCUGUCAGGAGGAUGACAACAUCAUGAGGUCCCUCCAGCUGUUCCAAAAUGUCAUGUAACUGUGGACAUAGCCACCCGGCUCUCAGAGACAUUGUACUAAACAACCACCUUAACACCUUGAUCUGCCCUUGUUCUGAUUUUACACACCGACUCUUGGGACAGAAACGCCUUUUACACUUUGGAAGAAUUCUCUGCUGAAGACUUUCUAUGGAACCCAGCAUCACGUGGCUCAGUCUCUGAUGGCCAGCUCUUCCUCCUCCCUCUUCUUGAGAGAGACAAGAUGAAAUUGGGUUUGUUUUGGAAGCAUGCUCAUCUCUUCACACUGCUGCCCUAUGGAAGGUCCCUCUGCUCGAGCUUAAACAGUAGUGCACACUUUUCUGCUUGCGUGCCCCAGCCCACUGCCUCCAAGUCCAGCAGACCUUGAUGUAUCUGGAAGCAAGAUGACCUGAGCCAAAUGCACACCACUCUCUGAUGGCCUCCCAAACCAAUGUGCCUGUUGCCCUUCCUUUGGCGGGAAGAAUGAGCAUUAUACAGAACGAUAAGAAUCUACCAUGACUAGGUUGGGAGAGUCAGCAGCUAACAUAUGUGAGACAGGACUGAAUUGUUAAGCAUGGCAUUGUCUGAUGAUCCAGACUGCCCACGUCCUUUGUUUCCAGAGGCAAGGACCAACAAUGCUCUCUCACACUAGCAUCUGUGCUGGUAGUCCAAGUCCCUUAACAUGCCCAGGAAAGGAGCCAAGGCCCAGGGGCCCACGCCUCCUCUCCAUCUCCUGCUAGAGCUCAGCGCUGCAUGUCCCUCCCAGAAAGCCCAGAAUGCCUGCAAAUUGCUGUAAUUUUAUACCAUGUUCUAAUCAAUAAACAGAACUAUUUCUUACACUCU
Molecule: messenger RNA, 1420 nt
Organism: Ceratotherium simum simum (southern white rhinoceros)
Lineage: Eukaryota; Metazoa; Chordata; Mammalia; Perissodactyla; Rhinocerotidae
Gene: KCNIP1
Product: potassium voltage-gated channel interacting protein 1
Biological process (GO): regulation of potassium ion transmembrane transport
Cellular component (GO): voltage-gated potassium channel complex
Molecular function (GO): potassium channel regulator activity; transmembrane transporter binding; calcium ion binding
Source: RefSeq, a predicted model, not a curated record